Messenger RNA from Silurus meridionalis, 2461 nucleotides. RefSeq lists its product as uncharacterized. The record is from RefSeq and is a predicted model, not a curated record. Gene Ontology annotation, biological process: DNA integration. Bases 662 to 2428 code for a protein of 588 amino acids. Gene Ontology annotation, molecular function: nucleic acid binding. Lineage: Eukaryota; Metazoa; Chordata; Actinopteri; Siluriformes; Siluridae. The transcript has 2 exons.
AUCUUCAAAUCCUUCAUGAGGUGAACAGCCAACCUCAAAAGGAGAGUACCUGUUUAGUGAGUUCCACGAACAAAACCCUGUAUCUAGACAGGCCACAAGGUUCCAAGCGCGUCCUGCUGAAAGUGAUUCCUGUUGUAUUACAACACAACAAUCGAGCCCUGAACACUUAUGCAGUACUCGAUGAUGGAUCCGAAAGGACUAUGUUACUCCCAGCUGCAGUUAAGAAACUAGGGUUACAAGGACAGAAGGAAGAUCUAAUAUUAAGAACUAUUCGACAAGAUAUGAGGAAACUAAAUGGAGCAGCAGUUUCCUUUAGAAUACGUUCUAUAUCAAAGCCCCAAAAGAGUUAUUGGAUCCAGAAUGCCUUUACCUCUGAGCACUUAGGUUUAGCUGAACAUUCGUAUCCCAUUGCAACACUCCAGCAGAGAUACCAACAUCUAAAGGACAUUCCUUUACAGCCCAUAGAUAAAGUACAACCCUCCUUUUGAUAGGAGCAGACCAUCCCCACCUUAUAACACCUGUUGAGCCUAUACGCCUAGGGCCCCCAGGAGGUCCCGCAGCUAUUAAAACUAGAUUAGGCUGGACACUACAAGGUCCAACGCGCUUUCUGCAGCAGCAGAUACAGCCUCAACAAUGCUUACAUAUCUCUAUCACUCCCCAAAUGGAAGAACUUUCCCGAAAUGUAGAGAGACUCUGGCAAAGCGAUACCAUUCCCCACAGAAAUGAGAAAUUAGUCACACGAUCAAAGCAGGAUCAAAUGGCAAUAGAUCUAACAAAGGGGCGUAGCUUAGUAGAACUUGUUACACCUAACAGGUGGAGUUUAGGUCCACCCUUUUUACUUAAAGCAGAAUCAGAGUGGCCAACCCUGCCACCUCUUAAGACCCCUGAAGAUAAAGUGGAAAGGAGAGCUAGUAUAUUCUGUGGUGUCACCCAAACAUUAAAGCCCUUAGACCCUAGUAAGUACCACUCUUGGAAAGAUCUUGUUGAAGCCAUAGUUCAACAACAUCCAAGUGACUUAGAUCAAUCUAGUAUACCUACAGCUAAGGACUAUGUGACAGCAGAACAUCUCCUCUUCCGCAAUAUUCAACAAGAUAGUUUCCCAGAAGAAUACGAGCAACUAAGCUCUGGUAAGCCCGUAUCCCCUACAAGUAGAUUACUCACUUUAGCCCCAGAAUUCGAUAAAGCCAGUCAGCUUAUACGGGUAGGAGGACGCCUACGUCGUGCUGAAGGCUUAGAACUCCAAACAGUUCACCCUAUUGUCCUAGACCCUCAUCAUCAAGCCACCAAAUUACUCAUUCAAGACUAUGAUAGUAAGCUAUGUCACCCAGGACCAGAACGAGUAUUUGCUGAAAUGAGGAGAAGUGUCUGGAUACUAAGAGGUCGUGAAGCAAUUCGAAAAUCACAACAUAACUGUAUGGAGUGUCGUAAGUGGAAGGCUAAACCUGAGAACCCUAAGAUGGCUGAUCUUCCUCCAGCACGCUUGAGACUUCAUAAACCACCCUUUUAUAGUACUGGUAUGGAUUGUUUUGGACCUUUCCAAACCAAAAUAGGCAGGCGUUUAGAGAAAAGAUGGGGAAUAAUCUUUAAGUGUCUUACAACUCGAUGUGUACACAUUGAGCUUCUCACAGCUAUAGACACAGAUUCUUUCCUCAUGGCUCUGAGGAGAUUUAUAGCACGUAGAGGCACCCCCUCAGAACUGAUAUCUGACCAAGGCACUAACUUCCAGGGUGGACAGAGAGAGUUAAAAGAUGCUUUAAAGAAUUGCAGCCAAGAACUUCAACGGCAUCUUGCCAAACAGAAGAUCGAAUUCCGAUUUAACCCACCUAAUGCCCCUCACUUUGGUGGCAGCUGGGAAAGGGAGAUCCGAUCUCUUAAAAAUGCCCUCCGUACAGUAGUAGGUGCACAAACAGUAACAGAAGAAGUUCUUCAAACAGUACUUAUUGAAAUAGAAGGAAUCCUUAAUAGCAAACCUUUAGGUUAUGUCUCCUCCAAUGUAGCAGAUUUAGACCCAAUCACCCCAAAUCUUCUGCUCAUGGGGCGGCUAGACAGCUCUUUACCUCAAGUGAUAUACCCUGCCGAUGAACUCAUAGGACGACGUAGAUGGAGACAAAGUCAAGUUCUCACUGAUCACUUUUGGUCAAGCUUCGUGAGACACUACUUACCCAAUCUCCAGCUACGCCACAAAUGGUAUGGAGAAACUAAAACUCUGACAGUUGGGUCUGUCGUCAUGAUUGUCGAUCCCCAGUUACCACGAGCCCUUUGGUUGAUCGGGAGAGUGUCAAAGACAUUUCCUGGAGCAGAUGGACAAGUUAGGUCUGCAGAGGUCAACGUUAAAGGUCGAUUAUACACACGGCCAGUUACCCGACUCAUUAAUCUACCAGAGAUAGCAGUUGAAGACGACACCAAGAUCAAAUCGGCAGACUUUUAGCUAAGAUUUAGAAGCAAAUAUGCUAUGCAUAUU